GAUAUUUUAGUGUUGAUAUUCACAUUGAGGGGAACCAAAGAAAAGAAGAGAAACCUCUGUGGCAAGUAAUACUCACUGAUAACAAAACAUUGAAUAAAGGGCAGAAAGUUUUAGGAAAACCAAUUAAUCUGGACAUAACUCCAAAUUCUUCUGAAAAACUGCCCUGUAGAUCUGACUCAUGUAGAAUGAAUUUGCCAGUUGUUUCUGAAUUAAUUAUUUGUGAUCAAAACUAUUCGAGAAAGAAGGCUGAUUGCAUGAAUGUAUGCGCAAAGUUGCAGUUUGAUAUGAAGCAUGAGAAAACGCAUGUUGGAGAGAAGUCUUAUGGGUAUAAUAAAAUCAUGAAAGCUUUCAGUUAUAGGAAAGAUAAUCAGAAACUUCAAUCCCUGGAGAAAUCUUUUGAAUAUGAUGAAUUUGGGAAAGUUUUAUAUGAUAAGACUGUCUGUGUUACAGGAGGGGAAUCCUAUAAGGAUGAUGAAUUUAGGAAAAACUGUGCUAAAGCAACUUUAUUUAAGUAUGUGAGAACUGGCGUAAGAGAGAAAUGCUUUGAUCUGAAUAAAUGUGGGAAAUCCUGUGACAGAACCACCACUAUGAAAUACAGUAAGGUUCACAUGGCUGUGAUACACUCAAAAUGUGAUGAAAAUGAGAAUAACUUCAGCAGGAUCUUAUCUCUUAUUCAAUCUCAGAGAACUGUUAAAGAACAGGGUGCUUUUGCAAGCAAUAAAUGUGAUGGAACUUUGAGCCAGAGCUCAACCUGUGUAGUACAAAAAAAGACACAAACUAGAGAAGAAUUUUGUACAUGUAAUAGAUGUAUAAAUGCUUUCUACCAGAAAUUAGACCUUAUAGUAUGUUUGAGAACUCACACAGAAGCAGAACUCUACCAGUGUGGUAAAUAUGGGAAAUGCAGGAAAUCCUUUUACCAGAAAGCAGAACUCAUUCAUCAUCAGAGGAACCAUUCGGGAGAGAAACCUGAGGAAUGUGGAGAAUCUUUUUGUUCAAAUUCACACCUUAUUCAUUAUCCUGGAACUGAUAUGACAGUCAGUCUCUAUGAAUGUAAUAAAUAUGGAAAAACUUUCUGUCAGAAGUCAAACCUCUGUGAAAAUCUAACAAUUCACACAAAGGAGAAAUCUUACGAAAACAGUGGAUGUGGAAAAUCUUACAAGUCUGCUCUCACAGUACACCAAAGAACACACACAGUAAUGAAACCCUGUCAAAGUAAUGUAUAUGGGAAAACAUUCUUCAAGAUGGUAAAUCUAAAAGAACAUCAGAGAAUUCACACAGGGGAGAAAUCCUACAAAUGUAUUGAAUGUCAGAAAACUUUCUCUAAGAUAUCACAUUUCAGAACACAUCAGAGAAUUCACACAGGUGAAAAACCCUACAAGUGUAUUAAAUGUGGGAAAACUUUCUCUCACAAGACACACCUUAGUGCACACCAGAGAAUUCAUAUGGGGGAGAAACCCUAUAAAUGUAAUGGAUGUGGGAAAACUUUUGCUGAUAAUUCAAACCUCAGAGCACAUCAAAGAAUUCACACAGGGGAGAAACCCUAUGAGUGUAAUGAAUGUGGGACGUCUUUUGCCCAUCUAUCUGUUCUCAAAGCACAUCAGAAAAUUCAUACAAGUGAGAAACCCUAUGAGUGUAAUGACUGUGGGAGAUCUUUUGUGCAUAAUUCAGCCCUUAGAGCACAUCAGAGAAUGCACACAGGAGAGAAACCCUAUGAAUGUAGUGACUGUAAAAAAGCGUUUGCCCAUAAUUCAGCUCUCAGAGUACAUCAGAGAAUUCAUACAGGGGAGAAACCAUAUGAGUGUAAUGAAUGUGCAAAAACGUUUGCCCAUAAUUCAGCACUCAGAGCACAUCAAAAAAUUCACACAGGGGAGAAACUCUAUGAAUGUAAUGAAUGUGGAAAGACUUUUUCACAGAAUACACAUCUCAGAACACAUCAGAGAAUUCACACAGGUGAGAAACCUUAUAAAUGUGGUGAGUGUGGGAAAACCUUCUCUCAGAAAUCAUACCUUAGUGGACAUGAAAGAAUUCACAAAGGGGAAAAACCUUAUAAAUGUAAUGAAUGUGGGAAAACUUUUGUCUGUAAGGCAGCUCUCAUAGUCCAUCAAAGAAUUCACACAGGAGAGAAACCCUAUGAAUGUAAUGAAUGUGGGAAAACUUUCUCCCAAAGGACACACCUCUGUGCACAUCAGAGAAUUCACACAGGGGAGAAACCUUAUGAAUGCAAGGAAUGUGGGAAAGCUUUUGCUGAUAAUUCAGCCCUCAGGGCACAUCAGAGAAUUCACACAGGAGAGAAACCCUAUGAGUGUAAUGAAUGUGGGAAAACUUUCUCCAAGGCAUCACACCUCCAGGAGCAUCUGAGGACUCAAACAGGGGAGAAACCCUAUGAAUGUAAUGAAUGUGGAAAAACUUUCUCCCAGAAAUCAUAUGUUACUGCACAUCAGAGAAUUCAUACAGGGGAGAAACCCUAUGAAUGUAAUAUAUGCGGGAAACCUUUUGCCCAUAAUUCAACCCUCAGAGUACAUCAGAGAACUCAUACAGGCAUAAAAUCCUAUGAGUGUAAUGAAUGUGGGAAGAGUUUCUCCCAGAAGUCACAUCUAAGUGCACACCAGAGAAUUCAUACAGGGGAGAAACCCUAUGAGUGUAAUGAAUGUGGGAAAGCUUUUGCACAAAAUUCAACCCUCAGAGUACACCAGAGAAUUCACACAGGAGAGAAACCCUAUGAAUGUAAUGAAUGCAGGAAAACUUUUGUUCGUAAGGCAGCUCUUAGAGUACAUCAUACCAGAAUCCACACCAGAGAGAAAAGCCUUGAUUGUGGUGAAUUUGGGAAGUCCUAA
This is a messenger RNA of Nyctereutes procyonoides (raccoon dog), 2834 nucleotides long. It is a transcript of the gene ZNF658, whose product is annotated as zinc finger protein 658. The transcript is spliced from 2 exons. NCBI's taxonomy places the organism in Eukaryota, Metazoa, Chordata, Mammalia, Carnivora, Canidae. Gene Ontology annotation, molecular function: RNA polymerase II cis-regulatory region sequence-specific DNA binding; DNA-binding transcription factor activity, RNA polymerase II-specific. The annotation marks the transcript as partial. Gene Ontology annotation, biological process: regulation of transcription by RNA polymerase II. The record is from RefSeq and is a predicted model, not a curated record.